UUGGUGGGAGGAGCCAGUCGCUGUGAAGGAACCCUGGAGGUGAAAAAUCAAGGAGAAUGGAGGCCAGUAGCUUAUAAGGAAAUCACCCUGAAGACAUUAGUAGACUCCAUCAGACUGGUGGAUGGGUCUGGUCUGUGCUCAGGCAGACUGGAGGUGAGGUCUAACCAGUCUAACCAGUGGUCCUCAGUGUGUGAAGAGGACUUUGACCAGCAGGAUUCAGAGGUGGUCUGUAGGGAGCUUGGCUGUGGGGCUCCUUCAGUCCUCCAGGGGGCGCUCUAUGGAGAAGUGGAGGCUCCAAUGUGGACCAAAGGGUUCCAGUGUGGAGGCCAUGAGUCUGCUCUCCUGGACUGUAGAAGCUCAGGCUCAGAGAGAAACACCUGCUCACCUGGUAAAGCUGUUGGACUCACCUGCUCAGAACCUGUGAGGUUGGUGGGAGGAGCCAGUCGCUGUGAAGGAACACUGGAGGUGAAACAUCAAGGAGAAUGGAGGCCAGUAGCUUAUAAGGAAAGGAACCUGAAGGAAUCAGAUGUUCUUUGUAGAGAGCUGGACUUUGAAUCUGCUGUUUCUAGCAGACCCAGAGUGGAGUCCUCACAGAGAUCUGGGUGGAGGUUUACAUUUGAAUGUCUUCACUCUGGAUCCUCUCUGAGGGAAUGUUUAACAUCAUUUUACUCCUCCUCCAUCCUGGAUCUCAUCUGCUCAGACCUGCAGCUCCAGCCGAUCAUCUCUGUGUCCUCCUCCAUGUACGGGGUCUCCGAGGCCCAGCAGCAGAGGGCUCAGGUCCUCAGGGGCUCCACCUUCACCAUCUGCUGCUCCAUCCAGCCAAAGUACCCAGGAGGCUUCUUUCAGCUCACCUUCACCUCCUCCAACUCAGCACAAAACUACACCAAGACAGCUGUCAAUCACUCGGCCCACUUCCUGUUUCCACCUGCAGAGCCCGCCCACCAAGGAAGCUACAGCUGCGUCUAUCACGUUUCUGUUUAUUUGCAUAACUUCUCCUCUGAGAGCCGUGUGCUCUCUGUCUCUGUGGAAGAUCCAACACCUCUCAUCAUCAAAGCGGUCCUCCUGCCUCUGAUGCUGCUGGUGGUGAACGUUGGCCUUUACUUCUACUGUAAGACCACCAGGGGGCGGAAGCUGGGCAGACGGGAGGACUUUGAGCUGGAUCAUCAUCACCUGGGUGUUCCUGCAGCUGAAGAAGAAGGAGCUCAGGGAGCAGAGUAGCUCCUCCAAGGAGCUCCUCUCACAUCCAGAUGGAUUUGUAACACACAACCAGCAUCAGCUCACUUUCAUACGCAUGUUUGCUUCCAACAAGAAGGCUGGAACAUCAUGUGACUUCAUUAGAGCAGUGUUUCUUCAUUCCUUCUGUACGUCUGGGGCUCUGUCAAUUUGCUCAUUAAGGAUUGAUUCUUUUUGGGGGAUUACAUCCUCAAUUCGUUGUAAUUAUUGAUUUGGUCUACUUUUCAUGAAGGACUUUUUAAUAUCUGAAGAAAUCUAUAGCCCAGCAUAAAUGUUGUAAUUCAUAAAAGUACUUAUUUUACUUAAAUAUUGUUUAUUAUUGACCUUCAGGAAUCUACUUGAUCAGUUAAUAAAGUAUUUUACUUAUUGUUUUUAUAAUCCAAGUGUUUUACUCAAACCACCUGCUUUUUUGCUAUUAUUUAGUAUCAAGGAAUUUGUAUUGUUAUUAUUAUUGUUCUUCAUGACUAUAAUUAAUGUUGCAAUCAAGAAAUUGAAGGAAGUUUUGCUCACAAUUUCAACAUGGAUUUGGCCCGUUUU
Pungitius pungitius (ninespine stickleback) is the source of this 1770-nucleotide messenger RNA. RefSeq names its product scavenger receptor cysteine-rich type 1 protein M130-like. Gene Ontology annotation, cellular component: plasma membrane. The annotation marks the transcript as partial. Gene Ontology annotation, molecular function: serine-type endopeptidase activity. Gene Ontology annotation, biological process: zymogen activation. The transcript has 6 exons. The record is from RefSeq and is a predicted model, not a curated record. NCBI's taxonomy places the organism in Eukaryota, Metazoa, Chordata, Actinopteri, Perciformes, Gasterosteidae.